Messenger RNA from Acomys russatus (golden spiny mouse), 521 nucleotides. It is a transcript of the gene Fabp3, whose product is annotated as fatty acid binding protein 3. Gene Ontology annotation, molecular function: fatty acid binding. Gene Ontology annotation, cellular component: nucleus; cytosol. The record is from RefSeq and is a predicted model, not a curated record. The coding region runs from base 95 to 493 and encodes 132 amino acids. The transcript has 4 exons. Gene Ontology annotation, biological process: fatty acid transport. NCBI's taxonomy places the organism in Eukaryota, Metazoa, Chordata, Mammalia, Rodentia, Muridae.
CACGUUCAUCAUGUGAUGCGAGGGCUAUUUAAAGAGGCUCUCCCGCCAGGAGCCGCGGUUCUGAGAGCCUGGACGCCUUCUCUCUCAUCGCACCAUGGCGGACGCCUUUGUCGGUACCUGGAAACUAGUGGACAGCAAGAAUUUUGAUGACUAUAUGAAGUCACUCGGUGUGAGCUUUGCCACCAGGCAGGUGGCUAGCAUGACCAAGCCUACCACAAUCAUCGAGAAGAAUGGCGAUAAUGUCAUCAUUAAGACACACAGCACCUUCAAGAACACAGAGAUCUGCUUUCAGCUGGGAGUGGAGUUCGAUGAGACUACGGCAGAUGACAGGAAGGUCAAGUCAAUCGUGACACUGGAUGGAGGCAAACUUGUCCACGUGCAGAAGUGGGACGGGCAGGAGUCGACACUUACGAGGGAGCUAAGUGACGGGAAACUGAUCCUGACUCUCACCCAUGGCAAUGUGGUGAGCACUCGAACUUACGAGAAGGCAUGACCUGGCUGCUCGUCACCGAUCGCUCCUC